Molecule: messenger RNA, 2552 nt
Organism: Camponotus floridanus (Florida carpenter ant)
Lineage: Eukaryota; Metazoa; Arthropoda; Insecta; Hymenoptera; Formicidae
Product: BTB/POZ domain-containing protein KCTD3
Exons: 11
Coding region: 158-2296 (712 amino acids)
Biological process (GO): protein homooligomerization
Molecular function (GO): protein binding
Source: RefSeq, a predicted model, not a curated record
UGUCGCUGGUCGAUGUUAGUACAUUCAUAACCUAUCGAGGUUGUUUUCACAUCAAGGAGUUGUUUUGAUUGCUCGCGAUAUAUCUUUUUUGACGGUCGACGGUCCGGACAUGGACAUCCGGAGCUGUCAUUACAAAGACGCGCGGUAAUCGCUAAAAAUGGCUGUGCCUCAUCUAGGCGUGAGUGAUAUCGUUCACCUGAACGUUGGUGGCACCAGAUUUUCCACAUCUCGCCAAACACUAACAUGGAUCCAGGAUUCGUUUUUUACAACUCUGUUAAGUAAUAGAAUUGACAGUCACAAGGAUGAGACUGGAGCACUUUUUAUAGAUAGAGAUCCAAAGUUAUUUUCCAUUAUAUUAAAUUAUCUUCGUACCAAGGAUAUUGAUCUGAAAAAUGUGGAUAUUCGGACUUUAAGACACGAGGCCGAGUAUUAUGGCAUUACUCCUCUAGUUAAACGCUUGGUACUCUGCGAAGACUUGACUCAGUCAUCCUGUGGCGAUGUAUUGUUUUAUGGCUAUUUACCGCCUCCAUGCAUACCACUUCAAGAACCUGUUGCAGUAACGUCCAAUGUCAGUGAUGUAACUGUUCAUAUUAGAGUUGGUCCUAAUGCAAGCUCUAGAAUUGAUGGACCGUCUACUUCGCAGUCUACACCAACCACCAAUUCUAUUAAUCCAAAUACAACUGGCCCACAGAAUCACAAAGGAACAUUAGGAACGCAUAUCAGAAAUUCUUCUUUAGAUUAUCGAUUGCCACAACGUGGUCUGCCACAUUCUCGUACACCAUCUCUAGAUCUGAGACACGUUAGAAAUAAUUCAGCUGAUCUGAAUAAAUUAUAUAAAAACGAUAUUGGCCUUGUAUUUGGAUUGCAACAAGUUUCAUCCUGGGUGGAUCCUUUAAGAGUACAGAUCAUAAAAGCGCAUCACAACUGGAUAGUUAUCGCUUACGCGCAUUUUAUCACGUGCUAUCGGCUGAAAGACUCGUCCGGAUGGCAACACGUGUUUACCAGUCCGCAUAUCGAGUGCAUAAUAGAGCGCGUGGCGAUAAACGCAAAGAUGGGAAGUGGAGCGGACGGCAAAAUGGUCGCUAUCUCCUAUGGCAGUCAAGUAAGACUCUGGGGUGUAUCCGAGGAAGGAAUCAAGAUCAACGUAGGCACAUUCAACCUGAAUGUCCGCGUAGAAUAUCUAUUUUUCAUUGGUAGCCAAUUGGUCGCGUUGUCACCGACUGGAAAAAUCGGUGUAUGGCAUGCGAUGACUCAUCACUGGCAAAUACAAGAUGUAGUACCCAUCCUGUCGUUUGACACAGCUGGAUCCUUUCUUCUCUUAGGUUGUAAUAAUGGAUCUAUUUAUUAUAUUGAUAUGCAAAAGUUUCCUUUGCGAAUGAAGGAUAAUGACUUGCUUGUAACUGAGUUAUAUCGAGAUCCGACUUAUGAUCCCAUAACAGCGAUAUCUGUGUAUUUGACGCCGAAAACAACAUCUGAGAGGGGAAAGGGAGGUCUUUGUGGAAAUUGGAUAGAAAUCGCUUAUGGCACGAAAUCCGGAAGUGUCCGAGUAAUCGUUCAACAUCCCGAAACAGUUGGCCAUGGUCCACAGUUAUUUCAAACUUUCACGGUACACCAGAGCAGUGUAACUAAGGUAACUCUUUCGGAAAAAUAUUUGGUGUCGGUUUGUUCCGAGUAUAAUCAUGUUAGAAGUUGGGCGGUUACCAGAUUUCGCGGGAUGAUUUCGACGCAACCAGGAUCAACGCCUGAGGCAAGCUUCAAAAUUGUUUCCCUGGAAGCAAUUGACCCAUGCGUUAGUUACAACGCCGGCAAUGAUUUUGGGCCGUUUGGCGAACAAGACGACGAGCAAGUAUUCGUGCAAAAGGUUGUGCCCGAAACCGAUCAAUUAUUUGUUCGAUUAGCAUCGAAUGGAAAGAGAGUUUGCGUGAUACAAUCGGUGGAUGGUAGUAUUAUAAGCUCAUUUUACGUGCACGAGUGUGAAGGCUCUAGUCGCAUGGGCUCAAGGCCUAGACGUUUCAUAUUCACUGGCCACUCUAACGGCACUAUACAAAUGUGGGAUCUCACAACGGCAUUGGAUCCGUCUUUCAAUGCCACUCAAAAUACUUCUGGAGGACCUACACCAGAAGAGCUUUGGAAAUUAUUAGAUCAAUGCGAUCUGAGUAAUAGUCAUUGCUCGACACCUUGUAUCAGUCCGUCACCUUCAUUAAUCGCAGCUGGGCCUAGAAUUAAGUCGAGUAAUGUGUUGUUUCUCAAUCAAUCGCAAAAUCCGGACGCAACGCCUGGAUCAAGCCAAACAUAAGUAUUUGACCAAACUAUAUUGCAAAAACAUGCCAGACAUGCUAUCCCAGAAUUUGCAUUUAUUUAUUUAUUUAUUUUAAUAAAAAAAUAAAUUUAAAAACUAAAAGUUUACAGUUCCUAAGUUAAUAUCUUUGCGCAUUUAUGUGUAAUGAUCCAACAUUACUCUAUCAAAGUUUUCUAUUUAUCUAUUUAAAUGGUGCAAUUUAAAAGUAUUAUAAAGAAGGACUGCAUAAACUCUACGACUAUGUUUUAAAAUA